UGGCCUAGCUCGUCAAGUUGCCGUGGCGCGGAGAACUCUGCAAAACAAGAGGUUGAGAAUUGCGUUAGAGAGAAACCAGUUCACGCCGGAGCCUCGCGAGGGAAGCGUCGUAGUCGUGUGCGGCCGCUUUGCGGGACUCUGAGGAAAAGCUCGUACCAGGCAGGAAUCUCCUCCAGUCCCUUCGGGUUCGUGGGCCUGCCUGUCCCCGUUCUCCCGGAGCCUCUGCUCGGUCUCGGCGCUGUGGCUUUCGGGGUUGGACCUGGCCAGCCGCGUUCGGGUGGACGCCGUGCUGCGGGCCAUGGGCAAAGGAGACCCCAACAAGCCGAGGGGCAAAAUGUCCUCGUACGCCUUCUUCGUGCAGACCUGCCGGGAGGAGCACAAGAAGAAGCACCCGGACUCCUCGGUCAACUUCGCGGAGUUCUCCAAGAAGUGUUCGGAGAGAUGGAAGACCAUGUCUGCAAAGGAGAAGUCGAAGUUUGAAGAUAUGGCAAAAAGUGACAAAGCUCGCUAUGACAGGGAGAUGAAAAAUUACGUGCCUCCCAAAGGUGACAAGAAAGGGAAGAAAAAGGAUCCCAAUGCUCCUAAAAGGCCGCCAUCUGCCUUCUUCCUGUUUUGCUCUGAACAUCGCCCAAAGAUCAAAAGUGAACACCCAGGCCUAUCCAUUGGGGAUACUGCAAAGAAACUGGGUGAAAUGUGGUCUGAGCAGUCAGCCAAAGAUAAACAACCCUAUGAACAGAAAGCAGCUAAACUAAAGGAGAAAUAUGAAAAGGAUAUUGCUGCAUAUCGUGCCAAGGGCAAAAGUGAAGCAGGAAAGAAAGGCCCUGGCAGGCCAACAGGCUCAAAGAAGAAGAAUGAACAAGAAGAUGAGGAGGAGGAGGAGGAGGAAGAAGAUGAAGAUGAUGAGGAAGAGGAUGAAGAUGAAGAAUAAAUGGCUAUCCUUUAAUGAUGAGUGUGGAGUGUGCGUGUGUGCUCAGGCAAUUGUUUUGCUAAGAAUGUGAAUUCAAGUGCAGCUCAAUAUUAGCUUCAGUAUAAAAAUGUACAGAUUUUUGUAUAGCUGAUAAGAUUCUCUGUAGAGAAAAUACUUUCUAAAAAAUGCAGGUUGUAGCUUUUCGAUGGGCUACUACAUACAGUUAGAUUUUACAGCUUCUGGUGUUGAAUGUUCCUAAAUAUUUAAUGGUUUUUUAAAUUUCUUGACUUGUGUAUGGUAGCACAGCAAACUUCUAGGAAUUAGUAUCAGUAGCAAAGUUUUGGUUUUUUAGGAUGUUGUCUUUUGUUUUUUAAGAAAAAAAUUUUGUAAUAAAAUUAUGUAUAUUAUUUC
Molecule: messenger RNA, 1318 nt
Organism: Saimiri boliviensis boliviensis (Bolivian squirrel monkey)
Lineage: Eukaryota; Metazoa; Chordata; Mammalia; Primates; Cebidae
Gene: HMGB2
Product: high mobility group box 2
Biological process (GO): regulation of transcription by RNA polymerase II
Cellular component (GO): nucleus
Molecular function (GO): DNA binding
Source: RefSeq, a predicted model, not a curated record